Acipenser ruthenus (sterlet) is the source of this 780-nucleotide messenger RNA. Its product is annotated as phospholipase A and acyltransferase 2-like. Gene Ontology annotation, biological process: N-acylphosphatidylethanolamine metabolic process. The transcript has 4 exons. Bases 180 to 680 code for a protein of 166 amino acids. The record is from RefSeq and is a predicted model, not a curated record. Gene Ontology annotation, cellular component: cytoplasm. Lineage: Eukaryota; Metazoa; Chordata; Actinopteri; Acipenseriformes; Acipenseridae. Gene Ontology annotation, molecular function: glycerophospholipid phospholipase A1 activity; A2-type glycerophospholipase activity.
GGCUCUCUGGGGAUAGUUUCAGUUUCAUCUGUGAAGAGAUUUCUUUUAAAAAAGCGCGAAUCGGCGCUUGCGCGGAUCAGCACACGCGUGUCGUGGGAAUAUAAAAGCGUCCGCUCUUCACCAAGGCUUAUUCACGAGACCCUGCCGCUCUCACAUCGUCCCGCAGCAGACACGCCACGAUGACGUGUAACACGCCUCGCCGUGGUGACCUGAUCGAGUUUGACCGUGUCGGCUUCUACCAUUGGGGGAUCUACGUUGGUGAUGGUUAUGUCGUCCACCUGUCACCUGCCGAUAAUAAGAGUGCCGCAGUGAUCCCGGUUGACGUCAAAAUUAAAAAGCAGAAGAUUGACGUCGUGGCUGCCGGGCAGCCGUGGCGCGUGAACAACCUGCACGACGCAACCCGGAAGCACCGCAGUCCCCAGAAAAUGGUUCAACUGGCCGAGGCGGAAGUGGGAAAAACGCACCGCUACGAUUUAGCGGAACACAACUGCGAGCAUUUCGUGACGGAGCUGCGGUACGGCGUUGCAGUGGGGAGACAGGGCACUAUAGGGGUGAUCCUGGGAUCCGUUGUGGCGGCGGCGGUUGCUUUCAGUGUUGGAGCAACGUUGGGCGGAGCAAUUCCGAUUGGACUUUGUGUUGGAUUUUGUUUAAAGAAACUGCUUAAUAAAACUCAAUUUUAACGGUAGUUUAUAUGUAACAAUUCAAUAAUAAAAAAAUAAAUACAUUUUUUUUAAUAAAACUGUUGUAAAAGUUAACUGAACAUCAUGGUUGAAUUAAAAA